This is a messenger RNA of Nasonia vitripennis (jewel wasp), 6059 nucleotides long. RefSeq lists its product as uncharacterized. Bases 2126 to 3331 code for a protein of 401 amino acids. The record is from RefSeq and is a predicted model, not a curated record. The transcript has 5 exons. NCBI's taxonomy places the organism in Eukaryota, Metazoa, Arthropoda, Insecta, Hymenoptera, Pteromalidae.
UUAAACUAACGCGGUUGACAAUUUACAAGAAUAUAUACACGAUUUCGUUACAAGAAUGAUUCGGUGUUCGCGGCUACGGUGUUUCGGUCCGGUGGCGGUAUGACGGAUCGGUGGCGAAUUUUGAGGUUAGGAAUUCAUUCGGUACGGUGGAGUCGUGAGCGCACGGCUUCACAAAUCUUCGUCGAUUGUCUCGUUCCUCUCUUUAUCCCGUGUACGCACAGAGAUAAAGUGAGUCGUAAGAUGUCGGCGUAAGGCUGGCUUUGUUGGUUAGGAAUUUACCUUUGUUUCACCAGGACGUGAGCGCACGACCGGGCGAAUCGCCGGCGGAACUAUUGUUACUCCCUUAACCCUGUGGGCUCACAGUGGCAGAGGGUGUCAGCAAUGUGUCGGAAUGUAGGUUAGGAUUUUAUGGUGGCAGCGGGUAUCGCCCACGUGUGCUGACGUAGACGAGGCUCGAUGUCGCUCGGGUGUUCCGGAUUGCCUCAUGUGCUCACGAUGGCAAUUCGUAGUUUCGGGUUUCGGAGUUUCGGGUUUCGGUUGGUCUACUAAAUCGUCACGUGGGCUAACGAGACGAUUUCGUCGUCGUAGGUCUAUCUCUCGUUGUUCCUUGUAGUAACGUGUGCGCACGAUACUACCCGGAGUGGAGCUCGAGUAGAACUGCCUAUCGUGCCGCGCGAUCCGCCUUAUAAAGGCGCGCGGCGCAGAUGUGUAUAGGUGCGUUCACGGCGCACCGCCUGACGCGUCGUCGCUGAGUCGCUCGCCGGCUGCCGCGCUCCGUGCUCGUACGGACUCGCCCUGCGAAUGUUGCGCGCGUGCGCUCAUUCCGCGUCGAGCGGAUUCGCCUUUCGCUCGUUGCGAGCGCGCACACAUCUGCGAGACUCGUGUCUCGUCACAAUUUAUUUUUUUAAAUUUUUAGUUAUUUAACCUUUUACAUCCUUCUUUUAUUUCUCUCAAUUUUCAAUUUAAUUUUUCGUGUUUAAUUUUUUAAAUUUGUUUAAAAUUUGCUUUUAUUUUGUUCUUUUAAUUUGAUUUUUUAAUAAAAUAUAUUUUUGAAUAAAUUUAUUUUCAAUUAAUUUACAUUCAUAGUUUAUUUUAAAUCGUUUUUAGAAAGAGAACUCUGUUAGAGCACCUUAUUAGACAAAGUAGUAUAUGCAAUACAGACGCAUAAGUGUUACCCACACUUGUCCUUUUGUCAUAAAUUUUUUGUUUAAGGACAAUUGCAGGAAACAUUUAUACGCAUGUGUUUCAUAUAUGUUUGAAACAAAUUUAACUGAUGAGAGAAUCACCUAUUUUGUACAGUUAUUGCAUGUUAUACUAUUUUAAUAUGAAAUUAACAAAUUAAAAAACAGCAUAAUGAUUCCAAUUAUUAGCUAACGUUCUAUUUGAAAUUUGUAAAUAGUAAUAGUAAUUUUUUGUCAAAUUAGUAACAUAAAUUAGUAAAAUAAAAUAAAAUUUUAGAUUCGAAUACCUUCUUGUAGAUUUUCUAUAAGAAGUAAUACAAUCGAAAGAAAUUAUUAUAUACAUAAAUAAAAACAGUUUACGUAAUAGUAUAAAUGUAUAAGAACUAUUACAGAAGUGGAAGAACAUACAUCCUAUAAAUUAAACUUUCUUUUUUUAUUUUGCUCGGAAAACACGGCUUCUAGAAACGUCUGGGGAUUUUAAGUUGCUAAUUGAGAUUAUAACUUGUAGUAUCCUUGGUAGCAAAUGGCCGAUAAGUUCUGGCCCGUUCCCUAGCGACUCGGUAGAUUUGAAAUCCAGAAUCUUUCGAGAAAUAUGCAUGAUUUCUACCCUGAAACCGGAGUAGCAAAAGUUCCCUUUUUCUUUUGCGCAUGCGCGCACGGUCCAGGCCACACUGUAAAGAAUGAGAAGACUUGUAACUGUCUCGUAUGGCUUCUACCGCCGCGGCGUCGUGUACUAUAUAUGUAUACACAUAUCUACGAAAUCCAAAACGGAGUCAGAGUUUUAAUGUACUAUAACUUUUUCAAGUCCCAUGAUAGCUGUGUUCAAGAAACAGGUCUAAUAACGUAAACUAGCGCAUUAAAUUAUUUUCCGAAAAAUAACUGUUAAGUAUAGUGAAAGUGAAAAGCAAAGUACUCUAAGGUUCCUAACCUCUUAACCUUGUACAAUGAAUCAAGAACGUUGCAAGCAGUAUAAAGAAAAAUUGAAAAAACAAUCAGCGGCUAGAAAAAAGCAACUGUUAUUAGAGCAGUACAGUGAUUUUAAAGAGAAGAGGAGAAAAUUAAUUGAAAAAAAUAAAGAAGAAAGUCUUCAAGUCAACAAGCAGCUAGCAAGUCAACAUGCUAACAUUCUUAAUAAAUACAGCAGUAUUUUAUUUGCAGAAAAGAAGUGUCUAAUUAAACCUUCUGACGAAUGUUCUACUACGAAUGUUGUGAAAUUCCGGUGUAGGAAUGUGAGUGAGUCUGUGGUGGACAAUGACAAUUCAAAAUUGGAACAGUGGUUUGCUGAAUACAAAAACAAUAACAAUCAGUUGGUUGACGAAGUCAGAGUGUGGAUUGUUGACAACAAUGUACCUCAAGAGAAAGCCAAUAAAUUACUGCAAAUUUUGAACAAGAGGAUUAACAUAAAUAUGCCAAAAACUACAAAAACUCUUUUGCAAAGUAAUACUGAGUUUGACAUUAAGCCAAUGAAAGUCAGUGAGGACAGCAUGGGAGAAUUUUAUUAUUUUGGCAUUGAACAAAAAUUGAAGAACACAGUUAACGUUGAUUUACAUGACUCUGGUAUACUGGAACUAAUAGUACACAUUGACGGCAUUUCACCUUUUAAGUCCUCUACAGUCACUGUUUGGCCAAUUCUUUGUAAAGUAUAUUCUAAGGGAGACGAUUACGAGCCUUUCACAGUAUCAGUAUUUGCUGGUGAUGGCAAACCAGAAAGUGCUGAAGAAUAUUUGUGUGACUUUGUAAAAGAAAUAAACAAGUUACAGAAAAAUGGUAUCUUUAUUUGUGAUUCGCCAGCAAGAAGCUUUGUGAAGUGCAUCGUUGGUCAUUGUGCGUUUGCAGCUUGUGAAAGAUGCAAAGUGAGGGGUAAAAAAGUGGAUAAAGUAACUGUAUUUUUAGAUACGAAUGCUGAAAAAAUAACUGGUGUUGGAUUUAGAUCUUUUGAAGAUCCAGAGUGUCACACAAGUCCGUCUUUUCUGAUGCAGAUACAGCCUCCUAUCAAUAUAGUGCAGCAAUUUAUUUUGGACCCUAUGCACUUAUUAUACUUAGGGUGCACGAAAAUACUUUUAGAAUAUCUUUUGCAAUUAGAUACACGUCACACAGUCAGGUUAAGUGCAAAUUUAAAAGUGAAUUGUCAUGAAGAACAAAAUCUAUAAACCGUGAUAUUCCUGCAGAAUUUCCAAUAAAGAUGAGGUGUACAAGUGAUUAUGCAAAGUACAAAGCUGUUGAGUUCAAAUUUUUCGCUUUGUAUGCGGCUCCUGUCGUGCUCAAGAAGUUAGUGUCCGAUGAAAUGUAUCAUUCAUUCAUGCUUUUUACCACUGCAUGUCGAUUGAUGUCAUACAGUGAUCCACUACCUCAUUUACAUAUGGCUAGAAGACAUUUAAAGCAAUUUGUAGACACGGCAUCUCCGAUAUAUGGAUUCUCAUUCCUAUCACUGAAUGUGCACAAUUUAAUACAUUUAUGAGAUGAUGUGGAAACGACAGGCUGCAAUUUCAACGAGUUGAGUGUGUUUUGCUUCGAAUCCUACCUAGGAUCAAUAAGCAGUAUGCUUAGAUCACCAACGCAUAUAGUAACCCAAUACUGUCGACGAGUCCUGGAGAGAGAAAAAUUUUCAACCGUUCUUUCAAAAGCUUCUUCAGAGACAAAAGUGCUUAUUCAAAAGAAAAAGAAAAUCAUUAAAUUAAAAUUUAAUGGGAUGAUUUUAUCUGCAACUCAUCCAAACAAUACUGUACUUUUGAAAGACUGGAGCGUGGCAGUCAUUUCUCAAUUUAUUUCUGACUCAACUGGAAUUCUAGUGCAAGUUAAAAAGUAUCGGAGAAAAAGUGCAUUGUUUAAAUCACUAUGUGAUUCCGAAUUUUUGAAUAUUUGGGAAGUAGGUAAUCUAUUUAAUACAAUCAUAAUAGUACACCUGGAAAAAAUGCUUCAAAAAUUUGUAAAUUUUCAAAUCAAUUACUCUACGGAAGAGGCAACCAGAAAUGUGGUUGUUCCGUUACUCCAUUAACCAACAAACUUUUUAUAAGGUAUUUUACUUAAUAUUUUACUACAGUUUUGUUCUAACUUAUCUCUUAAAAUUCAAAUUUGAUAUGUUGGAUUAUGUACACUCGCCAUGGAUUCAUUCUAUCCCGAGUGACUGUCAUGUGACGGUAUCGCAACUGUCAUCGCCAUUGUAGCUGAUGCAAACGAUCGUUGCACGUGACAGUCAGUCGGAAGAGAAUUUCGUGUUGUGUUUACAUACAUAGUCUCACGUAACCUUACGUAACUUACUAUAAAAUAACAUUUCAAUAGUAGUGCUUGAGGCCCAUCUAAUAAAUAAAUGUGAACUUGAAAUAUUUUUGCACUUACAAAACUCAUUUCAGUAUUACUAAAGUCAUUGUUAAAAACAUUCAAGUAUCUGUGUUUUUAUUGGUGUUGUAAGCAAGGUAAAACAUGCAAUUUGUUCAUUGAUGUUUUAUUUUUCAGAAAAUUAAAUAAUUACAUUUAAAUAAAAAGAAACUUACAAAACCAAAAUGAAAAUUUCUGUAAAAACUAACCUAUUUACUAUGUGAUCGUUUUUUGAUCUAUAAAAAUAUAAGCUUAAUAACUAUAUUGUUCCUUAUAUAGGAUGAGUAGCAGUGAAAGUGAUGAUUCCGAUGUUGAACUGUAUGAUUUUUCCUUCAUACAAUUUAUCUAUAAAGGGCGAAAAAGGAAGAUAGAGCAAUAUGAUGUCGUUCCAAGCAAGUGGUUGGAGUAUGAUAGGAAGCGUGGCCUGAUCCACCGGUUACCUUGACUAAACUUAACGUAGCAAUCAUAGGACGUGCAAAAACUUACGAGGAGGCUUUGGAGAAAAUUGAAGUUCUCAAAUAUAAAGAACAUUGUUUGUCGCUGGAAUCUGAGGACAACUUUUCUGAGUACCAAGAUAGAUUGGUAGCAUCUGUUAGACGACAACAGCUAAUACGCCAAAUUUUAACUAUGCAGAAUACAUUCAAGUCAAAAUCAGAUGCUCCAAGUUUAAAGAACCCUAAUUCAGAAGCUAGCGGAGAUGAGGAGAAAGAUGAGGAACCAAAAGAUAACCAAUCACCAAAAAGCAAAUCAAAAGAGGACAAACAGAAUCAUGUAACUAAAAAAAAGAAGAAAUCAAAAAGUAAAAAGGAGGUAUCUCCAGCGAAUUCGCCACCAGUAAUAUCUGGUAGUUCUUACACAGCUAAGGCAUCUGAAUCAAUGGGAGAAGAAAAACAAAGAGGAACAGUCAUUUUUGUAUGAUUACAGCUUUCGAAAGUGCAAUGAUGGCUCAAAUUAAUCUUCUUGUCCAAGAAGUCAGUGAAAUAAAAAAAAAACCAAGAAUCUACACGAGCUUUUCUAAUGGAUAAAUGUAUUACUAAUAUGUUAAAUACUGAAAUUGAGUUAUGUACAAAGUACAAUAUUGAUCUACCUUUAAAAACUGUGGAAGAGUUUGAUCAGUUUAAUGACUUAUUAAAAAAUGACCUAUGCUUCAAACAUGAUUGUUAUGAAAUGACUCGACUUAUGGACAAAAAUUACAGCAUAAGCAAGUCAUUUGUGAAUAUAAUGAAAAAUUCAUGUCAAAAGAGCUUGAUUCUAAAAUUACAGUUGUUAAACACAAGGAAAAAAUUAAACUUCGAGGCUGUGAAUUUUCUUCUUGUAUGGAUGUUAUAGUAUCAGGGGUACGAGCAGAGCAGAACCAGAACACGGAAGAAAAAGACCUGAUUUCAGUCCUAAGGGAUGUCAUAUGCAACGUGAAAAAAUGGCCUUAGCCAUUAUAUAUUAUUAUAUAUUUAUCAUCACUUUCCAUGUUUCCAUCCAUCCUUUAAUUUAUUAUGUAAAAAUAAUGUUCUUUCUCAACAUUUUGUAUGUUUCAUAAUCAAUACAAAAAGUUGAACAUAUCUCAAA